Molecule: messenger RNA, 957 nt
Organism: Prorocentrum cordatum
Lineage: Eukaryota; Dinophyceae; Prorocentrales; Prorocentraceae
Source: the annotation of a GenBank genome assembly
GACCUGGCGCAGGCCCCAGCUGAAGGAGUCCGACGGCAUGCAGCGCAGUCCCCAGCCAACCGUGGUAGGUGGACCACAACCGGCUGGCGACGGGGACAUUCGCCAGUACGUGGACGCCACAAAGAAUACCCUCAUGGAGGCCAUCCAGAGCAUCCAGACCUCGGUCGCCACCCUCGCUGGCACGGUGCAGACCUCCUGUGAGACCCUCGGCCAGCAGAUGGAACGUCGUCUGGCAUCAGUGGAGACCACGAGCAAAGCAGAGGGCCAACGCAUCACAGUCUUGGAGGAUAAGAUCACGCGGUUGGAGGAGUUGUUCGGCAUCAUGCAGUCCGAGCGCCCGUCCAUCCAGCCGAUCCCAGAUGCUGACUUCAUGCGCGAGCCUGACCCGACCAUCAUCGUGGCCAGGACGAAGAACAUGGUGCAGCAAAAUGAAGUCAAGAACACACUCGACGGAUGGUUCCAGCAGUUUCAGGUCCCGAACGAGGAGGUCCGCAUCGAGAGCGAUCCCUCCGACACCAAGUUCGUCAUCCGCUUCCUCGGCAACGCCAACCUCGCGGCCAAGCGAGUGGCGAAGGCGAUCUCUCUUCUCCGUGGGCGUGACGGGUCUUGGCAGAGGUUCACGGUCAGGGACCCCAUGGGCCACACCCAGGAGCUGUACCUGUCCCUGGACAAAAGCCCGUGCAUGGUCAAGACAGAGAUCUCGCUCAAACGUGCACGCAAAGUUUUGGAGUCGAUCUAUGGCGCUCACCCGCACAACAUUAAGUUCUUCACGGACAAAUCCCAGGGCACGAUCUCGGCGCAAUGGAAACAGUUGCUCAGGAUCUCAGUCAGCGGCCCAGGGGCGCAGCCCACGGUCGAGUAUGCUGACGACCACUUGCAAGAGCUUGGCAUGGUCAAGGAAGCCAUCAAGCCAAGAGUUGAUGCGGCGCUCUCGAACACCUCGCAGCCGACGCGGUG